Contarinia nasturtii (swede midge) is the source of this 1720-nucleotide messenger RNA. Its product is annotated as copper transporter 5.1-like. NCBI's taxonomy places the organism in Eukaryota, Metazoa, Arthropoda, Insecta, Diptera, Cecidomyiidae. Gene Ontology annotation, cellular component: plasma membrane. Gene Ontology annotation, molecular function: copper ion transmembrane transporter activity. Bases 701 to 1468 code for a protein of 255 amino acids. The transcript is spliced from 4 exons. The record is from RefSeq and is a predicted model, not a curated record. Gene Ontology annotation, biological process: intracellular copper ion homeostasis; copper ion transmembrane transport.
UCCCUUUCAUUCGUGUAAACAAACGCGUUGUUUUCAGCUCAUUGCUGUGUGAAAAUGUGACGAAACAAAUGUGGUGUUUGGGCAAAAAGUGCGAAAUGAUUCAACCGAGAGUUUUGUAUCAAUGAACGGACAAAUAUACAUUCUCUGUUUUGUUCCACAGUCCCGUCGUGACAUUUUGAAUGUUUUGGUGCUCGUACAUGUGAAUCUGCUUUAGUGUGUACAACCGACCAAUGUACAACGGAGAGAGAGAUACUUUUGACUUGUGUUUCACAUACCGUAAUCAGUCGUCAGUUGGGUUUUGAUAAGCGAAACAGUCUUGUAUGCAGUCGACAGUGUGUAAUUGACUGCAAUUUUCAUUCUCAUUGUAAAUACGAUCAGAACGUACAACCUCCUUGUGAUAAAAGAAUGAGGUAGCAAUUACUUGGUGGAAUGAACAAUAACAUCAAAAGUGAUAAUAAAAGAAAAUAAAAACAUUCAGCCAAAGUUAGCUGUGUGAUAAAAAAGCAAAUUUAUAUUAGCUGAGUUUGUAAUUCAUAAAAUACCUUGCAAUAAAAGUGCAUGACAAUCGAGUGUGGCGCACAGUAUUACAGAAUCAAUUGUUCCACUGUUAGACCCGAUAUACAAAUAUACACAUCACGUCUUUCGGGAUUUUCAAGUCCAGAUAAAACCAGUUAGUGUGUACUUCUUGUAAAAAAUUAAAAUGGAAACGAUGUGUGGUGAUUGCAAUGAUUCAUCUAGAGGCUCUUGCUCUUGCGGUUGCGAAAGUGGCGGCUGUGGUAUGGAAAUGACAUUUUUUUGGUCGGCCGAAUUGAAGAAUUUUUUCUUCAAGGCAUUGAAAAUAGACAAUGUUGGAGCAUUCUUACUUACAUGCUUAGUGUUUGCACUGUUAUCUAUUCUGUAUGAAGGAAUUAAAGUGUAUACUGCUUAUGCGCGUGCCAAAGUGGCGCGUGAACAAAUUGCGGCCGUUUCGUGUGCACCAAGUGAAUCGGCAAAUUUAUUAGUUACCGAACCGAAUUCAAAUUUUUUUUCGGGGCGCUUUUUCCGAAUGAUCAACGAAACAAUGGUCUUCCUUUUCCACAAUACGCUCGGCUAUGUUGUGAUGUUGGCCGUUAUGUGUUAUAAUGGUUGGGUAUUUUUGGCUGUUGUGCUCAGCAUGGGAUUGGGGUACUUCUUCUUUGGUCAUAUUGCAAUCAAAAUCAAUAUGGAAAGUAUUCAAGCACGAACAAGAAAAGUAGUAUGCACACCAGUUUGUUCACAGGCAUGUGCCGAGGCCGGCGUUAGCGGAGUUCAGAACCAAAACACAUCACCAUGCCCAAGCGCUCCACAGAUGAGUUAUUCAAAAACAGUGUCAACUUGCCAUGAAAAUCAAGCGAUGAGUGAAGCAAAAUCGAAAAAUGGCACUUGCUACGAUGAAAAAUCGUCGAAUGUCAACGAUGACGUCGAUGAAAAUUGCGAUUGCCGUCUAUAGCGCAUUUGAUUUUUUGCUUUUUAGCAUGAUUUGAUAUUAAAGAAAAAUGCAAUAGAAGAACAAUUUUGAGAUUGUAACAAAAAAAAAUUCGAUGAUGUGAUUCAAUUCAUUGCUCAAUUUAUUUUGUUAGAUGUUUAAGAAUGUUGUUAAAAAAAUUAAAGACAAAUGAGAAGAAACCUGUGCGACAGAUUUUCCUAAUAAAAGAAUAAAUAUUUCAAAUAAAUGUUAUGUCCGGUGCAUUCAUUACACAGA